Gadus morhua (Atlantic cod) is the source of this 3100-nucleotide messenger RNA. RefSeq names its product GTP binding protein 1 (gene gtpbp1). The record is from RefSeq and is a predicted model, not a curated record. The coding region runs from base 191 to 2233 and encodes 680 amino acids. Lineage: Eukaryota; Metazoa; Chordata; Actinopteri; Gadiformes; Gadidae. Gene Ontology annotation, biological process: translational elongation. Gene Ontology annotation, molecular function: translation elongation factor activity; GTPase activity; GTP binding. The transcript is spliced from 14 exons.
CAGCAUCUGAUGAUCCGGUGGAAUGGAAUGAGCAGAAGAGGACAGGCGACGAGCGUCUCGUUCCUCCUGUUCUUCAUAAGACAGACAUAAGAUAUAGGUGACCUGACACUGGUCGGCAUCACACCAGGGGGUAAGCAGAGAGAUAUAGGUAGAGAUAGGGAGAGAGAUAGUGAAACUAUCUGCUGCUGAAAUGGCCUCGAGGCCAGUAGUGCCGGAGCCGGCUCCGAGCCCGGGUCCGAGACCGCUCUCUGAUGACCUGCUGCCCGACAGCAUAUUCGCCCCUGAGCGGAGCGAUGGCGGAAUCGACACCGACCAGGAACGCCUGGAGGACGGCGACCCGCUGAACGGUGAGCCCGGGGACCGCGGGCUGGACCUCAGCAGCAAGCAGGCCCUGGUCAGGCCCAGCAGGGAGCAGUACGACCGGUUGCUCCGUCAGCUCAGAUCCCGGAUGGAGGAGGGCUGUGGAGACACCAUCUAUGAGGUGGGGCUGGGUUCAGACGGGGCGGCCCGGGGGCUGGGCCCGGCCGACAUGGCGGCGGCGGUCGAUACAGUGACAUCACUGUGUGAGCAGGCGGGGGCAGACCUCGUGUUGCUCCGCACGCGCAGCGAGGCUGCUGGCCAGGUCCGGGACUUCCUGAUCCGGCGCCGCGUGGGAGCGCUUGAUUUCCUGGAGGUCCGGGUGGCGGUGGUGGGCAACGUGGACGCGGGAAAGAGCACCCUGCUGGGGGUGCUCACCCACGGGGAGCUGGACAACGGCCGUGGCGCCGCCCGGCAGAAGCUCUUCAGACACAAACACGAAAUGGAGAGCGGGCGCACGAGCAGCGUGGGCAACGACAUCCUUGGCUUCGACCCGCAGGGACAGGUGGUAAACAAGCCGGACAGCCACGGCGGGGGUCUGGACUGGACCCUUAUCUGUGAGCAGUCAUCCAAAGUGAUUACCUUCAUCGACCUGGCGGGCCACGAGAAGUACCUGAAGACCACCGUGUUCGGCAUGACCGGACACCUGCCCGACUUCUGCAUGCUCAUGGUGGGCAGCAACGCUGGCAUCGUGGGGACGACCCGGGAGCACCUGGGCCUGGCCCUGGCACUCAACGUGCCCGUGUUCGUGGUCGUCACCAAGAUCGACAUGUGCCCCGCUCACAUCCUCCAAGAGACGCUGCAGCUGCUCCAGAGGUUGCUGAAGUCUCCGGGCUGCAGGAAGAUCCCCGUCCUGGUCCAGAGCCGGGACGACGUCAUAAUCACCGCCUCCAACUUCAGCUCAGAGAGGCUGUGUCCCAUCUUCCAGGUCUCCAACGUGAGCGGGCAGAACGUGGACCUGCUGAAGGUCUUCCUCAACCUGCUGUCUUCGCGGACGUCCUACCAGGACGACCAGCCUGCCGAGUUCCAGAUUGACGACACCUACUCGGUCCCGGGCGUGGGCACGGUGGUGUCGGGGACUACUUUGCGCGGACUGAUCCGCCUCAACGACACAAUGCUGCUGGGCCCCGACCCGCUGGGCAGUUUCCUGUCCAUUGCCGUCAAGUCCAUCCACAGGAAGAGGAUGGCGGUGAAGGAGGUGAGGGGGGGGCAGACCGCCUCCUUCGCCCUCAAGAAGAUCAAGCGCUCCUCCAUCAGGAAGGGCAUGGUGAUGGUCUCGCCGUGCCUCCACCCCCAGGCCUGUUGGGAGUUCGAGGCAGAGAUCCUGGUGCUGCACCACCCAACCACAAUCUCCCCCCGCUACCAGGCCAUGGUGCAUUGUGGGAGCAUCUGUCAGACGGCCACCAUCCUGACGAUGAGCCGCGCCUGCCUCCGCACCGGGGACAAGGCGGCGGUCCGCCUCCGCUUCAUCAAGACCCCCGAAUACCUGCUCCGUCACCAGAGGCUGGUGUUCAGGGAGGGCCGCACCAAGGCCGUGGGCACCAUCACAAAGCUCCUCCAGUCGUCCAAUCAUCUGCCGUCCAACUCCAAACCUCCGCAAAUCAAGAUGCAGUCCACCAAGAAGGUCCUGCCCCGCUGGGAGGAGGGCCCCUUGAUGGCCAAUGAGGAGGCGCCUACAGCCAUAUCGCUGACCGCCACUCAAAACUCUUCACAACCGGGGAAGGGGGAGAAGGAGCCGCAGCUUAACGAGGGCGGCAACGACAACAAGCCCAAGGGAGGAGGGGGGAGGAGGAGAGGAGGGCAGAGACACCGAGGGAAAGGACAGACUACCACCACCUCAGCCACUGCGCCCCCUACAGGGCUGGAGGACUGCUGAACGAACACACACACACCCCCCCCUCCCUUCUCAUGCUAUCCUAACAGACUGUUUUCCUGGAUUUCUCCUCUACUGCAGCCCUGAGGUGUUGGGACGUCUGGGGGUCAUAGGAGAGAGAGCGGGUCCUGGGUUGGCUCUCAGCGAAGUUGUUCUGUUUAUAUAUUGGUAUAGUUUUGAAUUUACUAGACUACAGCACUUUUAAAUAUUCUAAAAUUCCAACUUGGUGCUUUUAUUUUUAUUUAGUUUUACUCUUCCCCAGACCAAAUAAGAUCAGGACGACAUGAUUCUCUGAGACCAAAUGUGGGACCGCAGUGAGGAACCUUGCACGGCCUUUUAAUACCACUACAGGAGAACACGUCUGGUCCUACACACAAUGCACUAGACGCAGGGGUGGGGGGCUGAGACCACAACACGAGGUAACGGGUCCCACUUCCCAGCAGCUAGAACCAUAGAAACACGCGCCCCACCUCCCUCCAUCAUCAGUAGCAUCAAAGGAUACCGUUCUAGAAGGAAGAGGUUUGAAAAUCACAGUUGAAUGUAAUACAUGGGGUACCGGUACUUGGGGUUUGAACUUAUGGAAAAUAAGAGAUUUUAUAGAUUUAUUUAUUGCCAUGAAAGCAGUCAUUUCAUUUAUUGAUUGAGUUCAAUCCAGGGUCUUUGUUCUGUUUGUUCCUUGUGUCCAAAACGACGGUUCUCUUUGAAUGCAAUAAACUCUGCAUGCGUCCUAUUGCACAUGACCGUUGAGCAAGGCAGAAUUGGCGGGUUUCUAUCCUUCCUCAUGCAUUAAGACCUAUGUGGAGUAACAUGUGGGCGUUUGACGCACUUUGUCGCAGACCUAUUUUCCAAUAAAUCGGCUUUAUUAAACUG